CACAAAAAGCGAGACCAUGUACAGUGAAAGAAGAGUUUUUGGUAAACGAUCGAUUUGUUCAUUAAGCGUGCGUACACGAGUCGAUUGGGUUUUUGCAUGAGUACUCGUACGUCAUAUAUUUACAGCUUGAACUUAAAUGUGAACUUGCGACGGCAAUGUCAUGAGCGUAUUAUGAAAUUAGUUGGUCAUUGUUGUGUCGCCUUCUUAACUCGCCGCAAGUCGGAGCAACAAGGAACCGGGGAAAAAAUAAAUAUUGACUAAAAAUGGACGCUCUCCAAAAUGAAACUGUGGAAUACAGUAUUUGGAAAAGCAAAGGAUAUGAUGCUUUCAUCGACGAGUGGUUCCUGAUGUCGUCCCCGGUGCCCGUGCUCUCCAUCAUGUCUGCGUACCUCCUCUUCGUGUUGAAGCUCGGACCAGAUUACAUGAAGAAGCGGCCGCCAUUCAACUUGAACAACUUACUUGUCGUCUACAACUUUGUUCAAGUACUGGUGUCUGCUUUCAUUGUUUACAUUGGUUUAGAGCUGAUUCUACCACACGGCAUUCUAUCAUCUGUAUGUGAGUUGGACAAGGCAAAAAUUGUACCACUGGCGACGGGAAUCUACUACUACUUCUCAGCGAAGGUGUCCGAGCUCCUCGACACGGUCUUCUUCGUGCUGCGGAAGAAGUAUAACCAAGUGACCUUCCUUCAUGUGUACCAUCACGCCAUAAUGCUUAUGAGCACUUGGUACACUCUGAAGUAUGAACCAACGUAUACCAUAGUCUUCCUUGGGACUCUCAACUCGUUCGUUCAUGUUGUCAUGUACUCGUACUACGCGUUGUCAACCUUCCCGGAACUAUCCAAGUAUUUGUGGUGGAAGAAGUACAUCACUUCAAUGCAAUUGAUCCAAUUCUUGGCGAUCAUCGUGCAAGUAUCAGCAAACUACUUCAUGUCGGGAUGCCCACCUUCCAUGUUUUUAAUGAAUGUCGUUCUCGGUAAUACCUGCCUGAUGAUAUACCUCUUUGGUGAUUUCUACGUAAAAUCUUACCUGAAGAACAAAGCAGACAAGGCAGAGAAAGAGAACACACACAAAAACAGCAAAGCGAACGGUGCUAAAACAAAUGACGUCAAAUUCACUGACGGUAUCAGUAACAACAACAGGUUGCACGAAAAAUCGCUGUAAAUUUUAGGUUUUUUAAAUUUCCUUUAAGAUAAUGGUACUGACACCAGUACACAUCAUCUAAUUUUAUUUUAAGUUAUACCUGUCAUUUACUUAUCCCCUGAAAAAGAAAGGGAAAUCGACAGGCAUAAAAUUUACGGAACACAUGACGAGUUUAUAUUGACCAAUAACCCGACAGAAUUAAGUUGACAGCACACGUCAAACGGGUUGCAUUAAUUUUAAAAAUUAACAGAUGUCAAUCAUCCGUCCCUUUCCUUUUUGGUGGAUAAGAAAAUGACAGUUAUAACUUAAAAUAAAAUUAGGAUAUGUCUGCAGGAAUCGGGGCCAUUUUAUUUUUUAUGUUAAGUAAUUAAAUUAUUUAUUUUUGUAUCGGAUUUCAUCUGUUUAUGAUUCAGUCUGUGAUAUAAUAUGAAGAAAGGAGCAAAGCUGCUGCACGUUAAAGCAAUAAACCAUGAUUCAUAGAA
Messenger RNA from Pectinophora gossypiella (pink bollworm), 1621 nucleotides. RefSeq names its product elongation of very long chain fatty acids protein 4-like. The transcript has 5 exons. Gene Ontology annotation, cellular component: endoplasmic reticulum membrane. Lineage: Eukaryota; Metazoa; Arthropoda; Insecta; Lepidoptera; Gelechiidae. Bases 264 to 1160 code for a protein of 298 amino acids. The record is from RefSeq and is a predicted model, not a curated record. Gene Ontology annotation, biological process: very long-chain fatty acid biosynthetic process; sphingolipid biosynthetic process; fatty acid elongation, monounsaturated fatty acid. Gene Ontology annotation, molecular function: fatty acid elongase activity.